Molecule: messenger RNA, 8032 nt
Organism: Pelobates cultripes (western spadefoot toad)
Lineage: Eukaryota; Metazoa; Chordata; Amphibia; Anura; Pelobatidae
Source: the annotation of a GenBank genome assembly
CUUAAGGGUAAUAGCCUUCCUCAUUUCUAUUCUUUUUUUUAAUCUCCAGGUGAAUAUUGGAUUGAUCCAAACCAAGGCUGCUCCGGAGACUCGUUCAAAGUGUUCUGUAAUUUCACAGCUGGAGGGGAAACCUGUAUUUAUGCAGACAAGAAAUCUGAAGGAGUAAGUGAUGCUACAUUAUUAACACGCUGACUUGCACAGGGGUUAAACUUUCAAAUGUCAUGUUUGUCAUCAUUAACUACUAAUAGCUGCAAAAUAACUAGGUAAAAUUGUUGUUUAAAGCGCAAGAUUCUUAUAAAAAAAACAAAAACAUUAUUUUAAAUUCUAAAAUAUCCCUUAAUUCAUGAAAUAUGUUUUUAUUUUUUACCCAGUAAUCUGAUGCAGAUGUGCUUGUGUACCCUUAAACGCCUUCUAACAACUGAUUUUGAAAAAAUAUCUCCUGCUCAGCCUAAUUGUAGAUUUUUUGCAAACUACAUUUUACCCUUAAUUUAUGUUCAGCCAAGUUCGAGAGCAUUCCAGUUUUGUAUUUUGGCCUAAAUGUUGCACUUUAGCUGUCAAGCCACUACAACUCAGUUUAGCAAAAACUAAACAAAAUAACAAAACUUUAGCUGAUUUAUGAUUAUUGCCUUUUUGACGUAAAGAUUUUGAAAUAACAGUAUGAACUGUUUUCAUUUUAUUUUUUUAUCACAAUCCUUUCUUCUGCCCACCUACACCCCAGUGCCGGCAGAUGGCUUACUUAAAGCAGUACAGUCAUCCACCACAAACAACCACCUCCCUCAAAAAAAAUUGAGUAUUUCAGAAGCAUAGAAUCUUUAGGAAAUACUCAUGUUGACUGUGUUGGAGUACCAUAGAAAUUCCAACCCAGUCAAGAGAUACACUGAAACAAAGUAGGGACUACUUUGACAUUAUAUACGUCCAACUCCUGACACUUCUGGAUACUGGGCAGAACUACUGUCAUCUAGAAGUGUCAAUUCCCCCAGCCGUCACCAGUGAAGGCUGCACGGAACUGGCUUUAUCUAUGGAGGAACCUGUGGUUUCUCAGGAUCCUUCAUCUACCUCAAUGCUGCACUCUCAUGCAUGCCGAGAGUACAGCAGUGACAUCAGCUCCUGGCACUUCUGAAGAGGACCCGCAGGAAGAAGAUGGUGUCGUCUGCAAGGGACUGGUUCAUGUACGUAGAACUCACCUUUAUGUGCCAUCUCGGACCCAGACCCCCAGCGAUAACGUCAUCAUCGGGGAUCUUUGCAAAUUCUGCAAAGUCCCCAGAUGAUGACAGUGCAGCUUUAAUAAACUGUAGAGAUAAGAAAAAUGAGAAGGAAAUGCCCAUAUUUGAAAAUGUAUUUGAUACACCAUUAUCUAGAUUGAUCAGCAUUGAGAUACUCAACUAUAUAUUUCUAUGAUUAUGCUGAUCCAUCUCUUAUUGAUGGGUUUCUUUGAUUAGCAUAUGGAUGGUACAGCUAGUAACCUCGUUUACAUUGAUGGCAGCAGACAUUUAAUUCUCUAGAACCUUAACCUAAUAUGUCAUACACAGAAAUGUAUCUGAAUACUAAAGGUCUAUAGUACAUAACAUUCAUUGUUGUAUAGGCUAAGUAUAGAUGUAAAGAUCGUUCCUAUACAGUUAUCUUUGCAGAGUGUAAACAGGCAUGGCUGCUGCAUUGUAUGUGACGACCAUUCCAGAAUCUGCUUGUAGAAUAGAGUAUUGUUAGCAGAUUGUCUCAAAAUGAUUUUAUUCACCUUCUUUUAUUGUUAACAGGUACGGAUAUCCUCAUGGCCUAAAGAAACACCUGGAUCCUGGUUCAGUGAAUUCAAGAGAGGAAAGUUGGUGAGUGAAGACACGCGUUUCGAGGCUAUCUACAUUUCCACAUACCUCCCCGCCCUAUUUAGUUAUUUACUCUUUUUAUGACUUACAACCCAAACAACUCUCUUACUAAUUAGAUUCACACAUGCCCUAAAGAUUGUUUACGCAAAACAAGAACAGUCAUUUUUUCAUUGAGAGUACUAUUUUGUUAUUUUAAACCAUGGCAUGAAUAGAACACGUCUGUUUUCUAUUGUUCUAAUGGAUGGUCUCAGCUAGGCUAAAGAAAGGCUAAUGAAAGAAAUACUUAAAAGGAAAAAUAUGAUUUAGAGCUCUUUGAAAGGUACUAACAAUUAUAUUAAUAUAAAAAGUAGAAGUUAUAUUAUGGGGGAAAAAAAACAAAUGCCACAAGUAGAGAAAUAGAAGAAAGAUCGCCCCAUGCUAGACACACUCAUAGAGGCUAUAGUACCUCGCUAAUAUUCCAUAACAUCCGUAAGGAUCCCAUCCUGUAUUGGAAUAAAUUGGACCUCUUCUACUUUGUCUUCUAACAGCUUCCAACUUGAAAGGUGGAUCAGCCCAAAAUUCAUAAAGAUAGUUUUUCUUUAGUAAUUACUAUUCAUUCACUGCCUAGUUAUACACACUUUCAAUGAAUGAUAUACUCAUAGUGAUCACAGUUCUGAUUAUCAAUAGACUAAGGGUUGCAAAACACUAAUAUCUGUCUUUGUCCCCAGCUUUCCUAUGUGGACAUUGAAGGUAACAGCAUCAAUCAGGUACAAAUGACCUUCUUGAAACUGCUUAGUGCAUCGGCCCGACAAAACUUCACAUACAGCUGCCAUCAGUCAGUGGCUUGGCAUGAUGUUGUGACAGACAGCUAUGACAAGGCGCUGAGGUUCCUUGGAUCCAACGAUGAAGAAAUUUCCUACGACAAUAGUCCCUAUAUAAGAGCAAUUCAUGAUGGCUGUGCGGUGAGUGUCUAGAUGUCCUUGUAUGCUGGUGUUUAUCUCUACAUGUAUAUAACUGAAAUACAUUAACACACUUGAAUAUGGUACAAUAGCCAGUGUGGCAGUUGAUAGUUCAGUUAGUGUUAGUCAAUAAAAUAAGUACAGCUAAGUUGUCUAAUAACAAUAUCUAUGUUCCUGAAAAUGUAUUAAAGGGAAUGAAAAUCUCAAAAAAUGUCCCCUUCCUUUAACCCCUUAAGGACCAAACUUCUGGAAUAAAAGGAAAUCAUGACAUGUCACACAUGUCAUGUGUCCUUAAGGGGUUAAAGCAAUUUUAUUAUUACCGUGCAAGUGCUAAAUGUGUGUAAACAUCCUAUAAACAUAAUACGGGGUAGAGGUUCUUAGGAUGAUCUGUAUUUACAUGACAUAAUACGAUGGCUAAAAACUUUUGCUUGUAUUUGCUUAGCUGAUCAGCAUGUGAAUAAUUAGCAAGUGCAAGAACUAUAUCAACAGACAACAUGCACAAAAGCUGUUUAGCAUUCACACCCUAUGCAGAAUUUGGUGUAAUAAUAUGUAAUUAUUACAUGGAGUAGCAAAACUAGCAAGCAACUUUGUUUGGAAAAUGUCCAGAAAAUAUUAUUGGUGGGAAGCUUUAACGCUAUGGAAAAGUGUAUAAUACAUAUAAUGUAGUUGCACAAUUUUAUAACUGGCUUUUCUGCUGACAUUAAGUACUGAUUACGUGCAGCAAUAGUAGGAGCUAUGCAAUCUUAAUUUUUCAAUGAAACGGAUAAACUGUAAAGUGCUUUCCAGACCAAUACACACGUCCCUGUAAAUUAGCUGAACUAAUUGCUUUUCCUUGCCUUUUUGAUGGACCUCUGUUUUAAUUUGUUUUGAAUCAGUAAUAAAUAUUAUAGCAAGCAUAAAGCAAUUAGAAAACUCUAUUGGUGUUGCGUGCUCUUGACUUAUGGAAGUGUUUCCCAAGUCCAAUGUGUUUACCAAUCAAUACAUUUUCUGAAUCAACAACAGCUCUGAAGCGCUAAAUGUAUUCAAUAGACAGAACAUCGGUGUAAAAGCAAUAUUUUAUUUAUUUAUUCACUGAAAGACAAUAAAUGGCAUUUCUCAGUGAAUAUAACACUAACUUGUUUAUAUGUAUUAUUCAUGUGUUCGUGCUAAUGAAUUAAACCAUUUUAGCUUCUCUGUAUUUUUGGUCAAAAAUAAGCCCCUUUUCAUUUAAAAGAUGGAUAUUUAGAAGAUAAUUAAUGGAGAUUUAUCUCUUCCCAAAAUAAAUUAUAUUUGAAUAACUUCAACAUAAGUAAACACCUAUGUCAUCAUUCUUUUUCAUGUGAACAGAUGCCUUAUAAUGACAAAAAAAAUUAAAAACAAAAUUAUAAAAAAAGCAGAAAAGAAGUUAUUUCAAAGGAUUCAUUGCUUUUUAUCCUGUUUCGCUUAUGCUUGUUUAUUUUCCAAUAGAUUGUGAAGACAUCAUUAGGCGAAUAAAAUUGCAAAGAGCGAGUGAUAUAAAUUGCAAUGUUUGAUACGAGUAAAUAAACACAGAUUUGUGGUGACUUGAGAAUCAACUUGCAAAUUAAGGCCAGACUAGCAGAACUGAAAAAAAAAAAAAAAUUCAACACAGAUUAAUUGGAGAUUUUAUCCACUUGUGCUAUUUUAGUCUAAAUUUUGCAUGUUCGUUUUCAAGCUUGCUGUUUCUUGUCUCUAGCAUGCCCAUCAUUUUAUCAUUAGUGGAUUGUUUUUUGAGAAUCAUAUGGAAAUAAAUAUUUCAAAAUCAUCAGAAACAAUACAUUUUCUCCCCUAUUUUUUGUUUAUUUUACAUAAAAUUACAAAUAAUGUUUUAAGGUUAAAGUUAUAAACAUAUGGAAGUUAUGUAAUUAUGGUAUGUAUCUUGCAUUAAAUUUUACAUUAACAAUCUAACUUUUACAUAUUUCAAUACAGUUUAAAAAUCAAUAAUUUUACAACUAUGUAUACAAUAGCAUUAGCAACAACUAUUCUAAACAAAUACCGUAUAUACUCGAGUAUAAGUCGACCCGAAUAUAAGUCGAGGCCCCUAAUUUUACCCCAAAAAACUGGGAAAACUUAUUGACUCGAGUAUAAGACUAGGGUGGGAAAUGCAGCAGCUACUGGUAAAUUUCUAAAUAAAAUUAGAUCCCCCAAAAAAUUAUAUUAAUUAAAUAUUUAUUUACAGUGUAUGUAUAUAAUGAAUGCAGUGUGUGUGUGUUUGUGUAGUGUGUGUAUAUAAUGAAUGCAGUGUGUGUGUAUGAAUGCAGAGUGUGUGUGUAUAUAAUGCAGUGUGUGUGUGUAUAUAAUGCAGUGUGUGUAUAUGAUGCAGAGUGUGUUUGUGUAUGUGAUGCAGAGUGUGUAACCUUGGUGGAGGGUGGGCAUUUUUAUUAUUAUUAUUUUUAUUUUAAUAUUAAAUUUUUUUAAAUUUUUUUUUAAUAUUAUUACAUUUUUAUUUUAUUAUAAUAUUAUUUAAAUUUUUAUUUUGAUACAUGGCCAGGGAGGGGGGCUAUAUUAUUCCCUGGUGGUCCAGUGGAUGGGCUGUGCAGGAGUGGGGCUGUGAGCAAGCUGUUACUUACCUUUACAGCAGCUCCGUUCAGCUCCCUUCUCCUUCGUGCCGUUCAGCUCCAGUGUAAAUCUCGCGGUGUGCGUGCCGCGUGGAGCGUUGCCCUGGUAACCCGUGGCAACAAUCUGACGACCGCGGCUCUCGCGAGACUUACAGUGGAGCUGAACGACACGGAGGAGAAGGGAGCUGAACGGAGCUGCUGUAAAGGUAAGUAACAGCUUGCUCACAGCCCCCAACAGGACCGCUGGGCUUGUAAUGAGCCCGGCGGUCCUGGUCUGUAUUAUGGCAAUGUAAGUUGCCAUAAUACAGACACUGACUCGAGUAUAAGACGAGUGGGGCUUUUUCAGCACAAAAAAUGUGCCAAAAAACUCGUCUUAUACUCGAGUAUAUACGGUAAUUACAAUAAUAAAGUCAGGACCAGUUAAAUACCAAGAUGUCUAACUCUUUCAUUACAUCAUGUAAUCUUGCUAUGUAGAAUAACAAAUGGCAUAGGUACAAAAAAAUGCUCUGUUAAGAUUUGUAAAAGAUAACCAUCGGUGUUAAUAAUUUAGAAACAUCAUAUAUGUUGAAAAAAGCACCCUUCCCCCAAAAAUGAUUAAAUGGGAACUGCCACUUAUUUAGAAUGUAUGCUAAUAAAUAAAACCUGAAAACAAAAUGAGCCGUUCCAUUUUCUUUUAAAAUUAUAUGAAAUAUUUGGCAAAUGAUGUAAAGUAGAUAUAACACUAACAAAGUAACUGUUCCUCUCUUAAAGUAAAUCAUCUGAUAUAUAAUCAAACUACAGCUUUUUACAUUUUAUAGAUAAAGAACAUAUAGCUACAGUUGUUUUGCUGCAUUUCAAUCUGAACUAAUACAAUUAUUUUUUCUUCUGUUUCAGCUAAGAAAAGGAUAUGGAAGAACAGUUCUUGAAAUAAACACCCUGAAGAUAGACCAGCUGCCUAUUGCAGAUGUAAUGUUCAGUGACUUUGGGGAUCAGAACCAAAAGUUUGGAUUUGAGGUUGGGCCAGCCUGCUUCUUAGGUUGAGACCAAAACGCGGACAAGCAGCUUAAUCUAAUUAAAAAAAUUAAAAUAUGUAAAAAAAAUAAUGUUUUUUUCAAAAAAAAAAAGAAAGCGUCAGGCUUGAUGGGAUACUACCGAAGACGUGGUCACCACAUGCAAGUUUUGAAUACGGAUGGUGCAGAGGGGAAGAAAAAGAUUAGAGAAUUACCUAGGCAGAAUCACAUGACUUAAACUGAAAGAGCGUUUGCCAACAUAUGAAGGACUAAUAUGCAAUACUCUAGGGCCAGCCAUGGCUUCCUGCCAUGUGAAACUUAUGGUGCUGAAAAAAUAUCUUAAAGAAGCUUUGUCCAUAACAGGUGCUAUACAUUUCUUGUAAAUGGGUCGACCAAAUAUAUCAUGUCAUAUUUUUUUUUUCUUCGUACCUAGUUCAAGGCUUGCAUGUCCUUUUCCAAAACUUGCAUGUGACUGUGGUUUGAGCCUUGUUCAUUAAGAGCAAAGAAACAUAAUAGGUUCUCCACUGUGUAAAACAAAUACAGUGUCUGUAUUGUGCAAAAUAAUGUAAAACCAGUGGACCACAACCCAAAUUUUCUCACCCGAAAUAAAGUCCCUUUGUAUAUAUUGAUGUGGAAGACCUCUCUUAUUUGCUGUUGCUAAACAAAAUAAAUAAAUAUAUAUAUUUACAGUCUUUAUAUAUAAAGCCUCAGGUUGCCAAACUGGAAGACAAAAUAGGAAAUAAUCUAAAUUACCAUUUUUUGUGCUUAGUUUUUGCAAAAUGAUACCAUUUUUGGUGCAAUAUUUGGAUGGUGCUAAUACCUCAUUCCAGGGUGUCGUGACAUGCAUGUAUAUACCUAAAAUACUUUUUUUUUUUAUUAUUAUUAUUUGUGGUCAGGGGAAAUAUGUAUUAAAAUAAAUAUUUCUGUAUAAGAUGUUUGUCAGUUCUGUGUGAAAUCUAUGGUCAAACGUGAAUUUGUAUGAAUUUAUGUAUCAUUGAGGCUUGUGCAUUUUCCACCUUAAUAUUAAAACUAAACUGGAAACGGUUUUCUAUGCAUUUGUUACGUGUUUGACAAUACUUUUAAGAGCAGUUGUUUUAAAGCAAUGUUCUUAGGUAUUGUAUGUUAGUGUUAAUAUUAAUAUCAUACAGAAGAGAACACAGGGAUGUACUGGGCAGCACUAGGCCCUCCGAAUUGUAAAUUGAUGCAUUUUAAUUGUUUGUAUGUCUGUGCAUUUUAAUGUAUAAUUUAUAUACAUGUACAAAUAUGCACAUACGUAUAAACCUAAUAUGUUUAGGUCAUGUGAUUCUAUCUGUUUCCAUAGCAAUAUAAGAGGGGCUGCUAAUUACACAGGUUCAUUUGCCAUCUUAAUAUUUCUGAUUACAAUUCUAAAGUUAUUCUGGUUUUCCUCCCCUUUCUGGUUUGAAGCUGGAAGUAAAGUUAAUGAUUUUAACUUUUAAAAAAUAAAAUUAUUUUGUAAUUAUUUUUCAUAAUAUAUGUAAGACUUGAAAAGUGUGUGUUACUCUUUCAUAAAUAAACUGUUAAAUUAAUUGGUCUCAGAUCCCACUAGUUCAUUUCCCAGUGACAUUUAAUUAACAGAAGAAAGAAUUAAGCUUUUUUUUUUUUUGCUGUUUAAAGUCCUUUAUUUUAUUUUUAUUUUUUACCCAAAAUUUGUCACUUUCACCGCAAAGAAGUUUUGAGAAUGUUAUCAAUAAAUAAAUUCAAGUCUUGUUUAA